ACUGCGGUCGCCUUUUUGACGAUUGUUAAUAAGCUAAUUAAUCGCUGAGUCAGUGAUACGAUGGUCCCGUUUUGUUGCAACUCUCCUUUGUACCCUGGAUGGAUUUGGUGAUUGGUAACAAGAAUGACAUACUCACCUGGUUGCAGAAUAGGCUACAUUGUGUUCACUACUGCCAACUAGUUCUAGAUGAAUAACUUAUAAUGUUAGGAUGACAACCACUGAACGAACCAAGGUGGUUGAACAGGGAGAAAAUGGAGGGGGGUGUGGAAGCACAGACAACCCACCCCCCUCAUCUGCGUCAUCAUCAAACUCGAACUCGAACGCUUCCACCCCUUCAAUUCCCCCUAGUGGGGUUAUGGUACCAGGGGGACCAAAAGGUCCAGAUGGAACAGUCAUUGAGGAGGUUAUGACAGCUGUAGUCGGCAAGAAACAGCCAGUAAGAGGUCAGGCUUUCCGAGCUCCCAAUGGAGAAUAUACGUCCUAUCUUUGUACAGAUGAUACUACACUAUAUAGACCAGGAGAUUCUGUAUACAUUGAAAGUCAGCGGGCUGACCAACCAUUUUUCAUCUGCUCAAUUCAAGAAUUUCGUAGGGUAAAUGACCUGAGACUGAGUAAGAGGGACACAUUAAUGGUCAACAUAAAAUGGUUUUAUAGACCGUCUGAAGUGCCUGAAACUGUGUACCAGCGUCUUGUUCAGGAUCGCAACACUGAAAACAAUAACAGAUCCUUGGUAACAGAUGACCCUGUAAUCAAGAGCAGAGAGCUUUUCAUUUCCGAUGCAACUGACACCUACCCAGUUUCGGUUCUCCGAGGUUUAUGCAGGGUUGAUCAUUAUUCAGACAUUCAUGCUGUGAGGGACUUUCUCCCUGAAGAUAAUUCCUUUUUUUAUAUUCUUGGAUAUAACCCAGAGACAAGGAGGCUGGCUUCUACUCAGGGAGAAAUACGUGUAGGCCCCUCUCAUCAAGCCAAACUUCCCGAAUACAGGGGUAAUGUGGUGGUUGAUGAGCGGCCAGAAGAAUGUGCUGAUUGGGAAGAACAAAGAUGGGUGCCAGGUGCAUCAAGAGACACGGAUCUUCUCAUGUACCUGCGAGCAGCACGUUCUAUGGCAGCAUUUGCUGGGCUUUGUGAUGGCGGGUCCACCACUGAUGGUUGUAAUGCUGCCUCUCGCGACGACACAACAAUUAACGCUUUGGAAAUGCUCCAUAACAGUGACUAUGACCAUGGUAAGGCUCUUCAAGCGCUUGUGAAAUGCCCCGUCCCUGAUGGAAUAGAAAAGAAAUGGUCAGAGGAAGAAAGAAAGCGAUUCAUGAAAGGUUUACGACAGUAUGGCAAAAAUUUCUUCAGAAUACGCAAGGAUCUCUUGCCUCACAAAGAAACAAGUGAUUUGGUGUGCUUCUACUAUUUGUGGAAGAAGACUCCUGCGGCAGCUGGCCAAAGACCGCAUCGACGGCAUCGUCGUCAAAAUGUUUUGAGGAGAAUUAGAACACCCAGAGCUCAGCGCAACACAGGUCCCAGUGAUCCUCUAGAUCCUUCCUCGGCAUCAGAAAAGGAUGAUGAUUCAGACGACUCAGAUUCUAAAGACCGUCAAGGAUAUCAUUGCAGACAUUGUUACACCACAUCAUCCCGUGAUUGGCAUCAUGCUGGGAAAGACAAACAGCUUUUAUGUUAUGAAUGUAGAAUCCACUUCAAAAGGUAUGGUGAUCUACCUGUCAUCACAAACCCACGAGAGCCUCCUCUUGGGUCUGGUCGUCCACCUCCAACACCUACUGAAGAAGACUUACGAAUGAGGACGAGGACUCGUACCAAAGAGAUCAGCACGAGACAUCGUGCUGCCAGACGCUCACGUGCAAAUACUCCAGAUAUAACAGAUGAGUGUCCAACCCCUGACCGAAGGACUCCAGAUAGAAGAACCCCAGACAGAAGGACCUCUAGGCAUUCUGCCUCUCCAGCACCAAAGAAGGUUGAUGAUAAGAAUGGUCCAAGACUGAAACGUAGCCGAGGUCCAGAUGAGACAUCACGUCCCUCUACUCCUAGCAAACGGAAGCGUAAUGGGGAUGAUAUAUCAGGCCUUAGUUCAGAAGAAAGUUCUGAUGAAGGGGAUGGUGGAAGUGGUGACCCAAGUUCUCCGUCAUCCGUUGCACCAUCUACACCAACACCACAGCUACACACCAUCCCUCCACCUCAACCUCCCAGUGUUUCAUCCAUAUCAUCAGUCCCCACUACAACUAGUACUGUAACCAUUACUUCUACUGCUCCAACUAUUGUGUGUACAGCAGCUACUACUAGUACUAUGGUUACUACAACCUCCACAACUACCAUUGUUUCUACCCCUACCCCUUUAGUGGUUACAACAGAGACAGGUGCUGUUACAGCUGUUUCUACAGCAACACCUACUGCAGUAUGUCCUUCACCUCCACCUACAGUACCACCCCACAUUAUGUCUGCUUCAGCAAGUAUUGCAUCAUCUCCUCCUCAAACACCGCCAACCAAAGUCAGGUCUAUAAUUCCUCCUGGAACUGUAAGGCCUGUUUCAAGCUCACCUUUGCCCCCUAGUGUUGUUCCGACAACAGCCUGCAUAGUAACAGCUUCACCCUCUCUGGUACAACCCACUUGGGCAGGUGUGGUGCAAGGUGCUCUUUCACCAGCAAAUGUCCCACGGUUAUCUCCUGGAAAUUUAGUGCCUCCUCCAGCCCACAGUGGACCCACAGUACAAGCACAAGUGAUUGGCCGCCAUUCUAUUCCAGCACCUUCUACUCCACCAACAGUUGCUAACAAUAUAAAACCUGUAAUAAUAUCCUCUGCUAUCACAACUACAGUGAGUGGUAUUACCAGUCAGAGCUCACCAAGACCUAUUGUUACUACCUCACGUAUUCCUUCGGGCCACCAGAUUGUGAAUCCUGGAAUUUCAAGACCAUCCUCACUGACUGUUGUAGCACCUGUAGCUUCUGUUGGGCUUGCAACACCAACAUCAAUGGCAGCAACAACUGUAACAAGUGCAUCAAGGCCUGUGUCUAGUGUGGCCUUAGAAGAACGAGGAUCGGUAGUUAGAGCCCCAGUGAGUGGGGUACCUCAUAGUGUUCUUGUUGGUGUGCCAGGGGCAUCACCAAAUGCCCAAGAAAAAUCAUUGAAAAUUAAACCUGAGCCCGAAAUGAGGUAUCCUACUGGUAUCCAUCCUGUAGUACGACCACCUUCUGUUCAUAGUUAUACUCAGGCAGGACCCAUUCCCUGUAGUACAUCAGUGACUCAAACAUCACCAAAUCCUAGUUCUAUGGCCAGGGCUAGCCCUGGUCCAGGUCUGUAUACAGUAAGUAUGCCUGGAACCCCACCUGCAUCAACAACUGCACAGCCAGUUUCUUCAAGACCACAGCAUCCUGUGAUGCCUGUCAUACCUCAUGGAAUGUCAUCAAUGCCUUCUUAUCCCGUUAUACCUGGGAUGAUAAAAUCUGAAGUAAAACGAGAGCCUGAAAGUUUACCUAAGCCUGAGAAGUUGAAAUAUGAACCAUUACCAAUACCAUCAAGUGAAAGUUACAAAAGUGAGCCAAUAAAAUCAGAGAUAAAAUCAGAAAUUAAAGCUGAAAGAGGAGACAGACCUGAAAUUAUAGCAGAAUUUAAAGCAGAACCCCGUCAAGAAGUAAAACCACCACCACCAUCAGCCUCUUCCCUACCCCCUGGUGUACCACCUGCCCUGUCACCAUUACCUCAUCAUUUGGCUAAUCCAGCUUAUCCUUAUGCCUAUGCAGCUUAUGGUUACCAUCUUCCAAUGCAGUACCAGUAUGGAGCCCAUCCUCGUCCCCCACCUCAUAGACCCCAGUCUCCUUCUCAAAGGCCUAGUAGUACAGGCCCUGCUCCUUCCUCACCAGCAGUAUCCAGUACAAGCAGAGCUUCACCAAACCCUGUUCCUAUGAAUGUUACAACUGGUACUUCCACUGUUACUACCUCGUCUACCAAUACAAAAGUUUCGUCGUCCCAUUCAGCUCAUACACCUCCACAUCUAGGACUUCCAAUGUUUUCUAGUCGUUCUGGAGCUCCUCCUCAUCUUUCUUCUUCUCCAAGUAAACUCUCAUCUAGUCAGCCUCCAACAGCGCCACCUGGCUUGCGUCCUGGAACUUCUGGAACAGGUCUUCCAGGAAUUUCUCCAGGUUUAUCUCCAGUAGCAUCGGUUGCCCCACAGCCUUUACCAACACCACCUGCUGCUCACACAGGACCAGUUGUAAAACCCCCAAGCAUACCUCCCAGUUUAGUUCAGCCAACUCCUGGUGCUGCUGUUCCACCCCCAACAACUCAAGCUCUGCCUGCAACUGUACCACCAAGUCAUCCUGCCUAUCCUGGUGGCCCUGCUGCUCCCUUAGGAUCUGGAGUUCCUGCACAUGAUGGUGAAGAUCAUGAUGAUGGAGAGGAGGAUAUUCCAUCUCACAGGGAGCCAUCUCCAGAGCCCAAGAUUGAGGAUUCAGAAUUUCAUCGAUCUGAAAGUGCAAUAUUUUUACGACAUUGGAAUAGAGGAGACUUCAAUUCUUGUACACGGACAGAUCUUACCUUUAAGCCUGUACCUAACAGCCAGUUAGCACGGAAGCGUGAGGAAAGACAAAGAAAACAAGCUGAAAAAGAACGCGAGGAAAGGGAGAGAGUACAAAAAAAGGCUAGUACACCGGAAAAACGAGAAACGCCCAAACCAUCAACUUCUAGUGAAGCUGCCUCAUUGUUUGAUCGCAUCCAACCACCUAGAAACCCAGCGGAUACUCCAGCUCUUGCUAGACUAGGGGAAUAUGCACGUCCAGUGGCUGGGUUGUCUCCGGGAGCUAGUCGUCCUCCUGGGCUUAACCUCCCUCCUGGAAUGCCUACUGGUCCCCAUAGCUUAGACCUGCUACAUUAUGGAAAUAUGGCUGCAAUAUAUGCCUCAGGUGCUGCUGGAACAACACAUGAGAGGCUGGAGAUGGAAGCUCGUGAUAGAGAACUUCGGGAAUUAAGGGAGCGAGAGCUAGCUGACCGCUUGAAACAGGAAAUGCUUAAGCAGCGUCCCUUAAACCCACUGGAGUCAACCCUGCCUCAUGGACUUUCACCUCACUGGCUUUCAGGAUCUCGUUUUCCUGCAUUUAGUCCCCCAGUAUCAUUGCCCUCAGGGUUUCCACAUUCACAUGCACCUUUAUAUCCUCCUGCGCCAUCAGUUUCUUCAGCUGCCUUCAUUGAUCGCGAAAGAAUGGAAAGAUUAGGGCUGCCAGCCACGACCUUGGCUCUGAGUGCUGCAGCAACUCCUUCGGACAACUCGUUGGCUGUAUCCACUGCGGAGAGGCUGGCCCUAGCUGACCACAUGCAUCGGAUGCAGAUGAUCAAUGAGGUUCAUGCCCAUACUCACUCCCAUGCCCACACCCACCUUCACCUUCACCCAGAAGCUGCUGCAGCUGCAUCCUAUCCUCGGCCACCUAUUUUACGACCUGGUGAUCCGCCUCCACCUCUACCACCAGGGUAUCCACCACAAGCCCAUCCUGCAACUUUAUUGAGCAGACCUUAUGAAGAGCAGUUAGCUCAUAUUUCUGUGGCACAUGCUCAUGAGCAGCUUCAGCGACAAAUGUUAAUGGAGAGGGAACGUUUUCCUCAUCUGAAUCCUGGAGGCCAUUUCAGACCAGAUUAUGGACAUGGGAGGUGAAGCAUGCAUAAUAAUCUAGAUAUGUUAUGUCAUAAAAAUGUCAUUGUAAACAGUUAGCUCAUUUUACAGCGAGAUGAUUCACAUUCGUGAAGGUGAUAAAAAACUAUUGGCAAGGAGGAAAAGGUCUUGGGUAUCCUGUAAAUGUAGCAUCUUAAUUUUAUUACUGUAGUUUAGUUUCAAAUUUAACUUUGUGUCUUAAUUCCAAACUCAUGGUUUCUUUUUCCUCCAUUUCAAAGGCUUGAGGCUGUAAACAGUUGUAUGUAUUGACGUGGAUGAAUUUUAAUUGUAUAUAAGUUUUUUUUAUAACUAGUAUGAAAAGUUUUCACUGAUCUCACUAAUUAGGGAAUGUACAUUCUUAACACAGAUCUCAUAUGAAAGACACAACCUUUGAAAGCAUCAAAAUUAGAGUAAUGUUAUUUUAUGUGGUUUGAUCUAGAUUGGGAUUUUAUCAAGUAGAAUUUUCAUUGUACAAUAAGCCUACUUUUACUCAUAGGCCUUGAAGUAGCACUGGAUGUCCUUGUUUGAUCUUUUGCCAUUUUUAAACAGGUUUUGUGUGGAUAAUAGCCAGCCUUAAUUAUUUUUCCUACUAAAAUAACAUUCUCCUAUCUAUAUUAUUGUAUGGGAUAUUAAGUAUCUAUAUCUAUAGUAUGUUUUGAUGAGACAAGAAACAGAUGUGGGGUUCACCACUUUUAUUUCUAAUUUGAUGUGGUUUUUCAACUUUUCAUAAAUCAGCUUCAGGAUUUUACAGAUGCCACAAAAUAAAUUGUAAAAAAAACUCAAAUGUUGUUCCUUUCAAAAACAAAACCUAGUGACAGUUCUGCUUUUUGUAGCGAGACUUAAUUGUGCACUUCUUUUCAUGCAAAUAUCAGUGAUGGCACCUAUGAGCCUUUCAUUUUUACAGUUAUCCUGAAAUAUUUUUCUGAAAUUGAAAUCUCUGUACUUUUCCAUAACUUUAUUAAUUCUAACUCAGUUCAUUUGUAAGAUGCCAUCAUUACACUGGAUGUGGAAUAAGUCAAAGGGUUUUUAGUUAGUUUUCUUCUUUAGUGCUAUCAUUACACUGAGUUGGUUUAUAAAUCAUGAGGGAUUUGUGUGAUUUUUCUCCUUUAGAACUCACUGAAUUAAAUCUGACAUUAGUGUUUUAGACUGAAAAUGGAGGAAAUGGUGAUAAUUUUUAGUUUCACAUUCUAAGUGAUAUGUCUUGUUAAUGUCUUCCAGUGUUUAUUUCCUUCAGUGUAAAAUAAUAGGAAGAUUAUUUUUUUACAAAAAAUGUGUGUUUAUUGCUCCAUGGUUUUACACUAUCUUUAGUCACUGGUACUUAGUUACAUAUGGUAUGCCAUUGGUUGAUAAAAGCUUUCACUGCAAAAGUAUGUAUGAUAUGCAGCGCAAGAAGAUUAUCCUGUUGUUAAGACCAAAGGUUUGUUAGCUGUGAAAAAUACAAAUUGAUUAAAAAUUUGUCAUUUCAACACCCUUAAUCACAAAAAUUCUGUCUCUACUGCUAAGGUGUUGGAAAUACAGGACAGGUCCUUUGUGAGACUAAAUGAAGGUGUUAUAAUAGUAUUAUAAUGUAUAGACUAUUUACACAGGCAACAGAAAUACAUAUCAACAGUAUUUAAGUACAAGUGUGGUGAUGAGCAUCCUAAAUAGAUAUUACAGAAUAAAGCAACUUUUAUUUUAAAGUUGCAAAUUUUGGGAAACGAUUGUUAAUAUCAGUUUAUGAUUGAUGUUCAACAUCAUUUUCUAAGAGUGCUUUUUAAGACUUGUAAAUAAGUAAAUCAAAUCUCAGUUAUUUGCAAUAACUGAAAUCUGCUUUCAGUAAUGUAUAUAUACUGGGAAUAAGAAUGCCUCACAGCCAUUUUUUUACCCUUUUCAAUAUCAGUUAUGUCUUUAGCUGUAGAUUACAUGUUUGAAAUAG
This is a messenger RNA of Macrobrachium nipponense, 7553 nucleotides long. RefSeq names its product arginine-glutamic acid dipeptide repeats protein-like. Gene Ontology annotation, molecular function: chromatin binding; transcription corepressor activity; sequence-specific DNA binding. Gene Ontology annotation, biological process: regulation of DNA-templated transcription. NCBI's taxonomy places the organism in Eukaryota, Metazoa, Arthropoda, Malacostraca, Decapoda, Palaemonidae. Gene Ontology annotation, cellular component: nucleus. The coding region runs from base 209 to 5641 and encodes 1810 amino acids. The transcript has 21 exons. The record is from RefSeq and is a predicted model, not a curated record.